Gordionus sp. m RMFG-2023 is the source of this 667-nucleotide messenger RNA. RefSeq lists its product as uncharacterized. The record is from RefSeq and is a predicted model, not a curated record. Lineage: Eukaryota; Metazoa; Nematomorpha; Gordioida; Chordodea; Parachordodidae. Bases 90 to 452 code for a protein of 120 amino acids. The transcript has 3 exons.
AUUUUUUUAAAACAUAAUUGUAAAAUUAAAAAGAUUUUUAACCUGUUAGAUUUUUUAAUUAAUUAUAUAUAAUAAAAUAAUUUAAAUCAAUGAUGUCUCAAUUAAAGAAUAUUCAAUCUCUUCUAGUCGUGAGUUUCUUAUUGGUAUGUGUCAUAAUAUGGUCAUCACAUAAUGUUCAUGGAGGCAUCUCCAGUGAAACAUCUUUUAAUACUAGUGAAUGUUCAAAGAAUUUCCCAAACUCAACUUUAUAUUUAAGCCCUGGUGAAGUAUGGAAAUCUGCUCAACCGUGUAUGAAAUGUAUGUGCUCUUUGAGAGGUCUUGAAAUGACUAUGGAAUGCCACACGUGUGCAAGUUUUUCAUCAUCCUGUUUUACUGUUGACGAUACAGCUUUAUAUCCAGAUUGUUGUCCACGCCCCUGCCGCAUCAUGCCAUCAAAUAAUAAUACCAUUUAAAAUUUUGUAUAAUUUCCCACAAAAUUUUACGAAUUAUGGCAACAAAUUAUUUAGAUUUAUAUAAAUAUUAUUAUUAAUCUAUUUUUCUGGAAGGGGGGGGAGGGUUUGAAAAAUUCCGAAAAUAUUAAAAAUUAGUGAUCAUAAUAAAUUUUAGAUUUAUAAAAUAAUUAAAUGGUGAUUCUAAAAUUGUAAUAAAUGGUGAUAAAUUUAUCAAU